CCGUUGUAAGGAGGAGGACGAGGACGAGGAGGACUGGAGGAGGGUGGAUGAAGGGUGGAGGUGGUGGUGGAGAAGGAGAAGAAGGAGGUGGAAGAAUCGAGGUUGGAGGAACACGAGUCAAAUUGAGGAGAGCACGAUAGGGGGAGGGAAGCGGGAUUAUAACAACGGGAUAUUGUUUUAGUCCCAUUAUUUCGUUUUAACCCGCGCACGACUCUCAUUGUGAGUGCAUCGAUUGCAGGAUAAAUAAUAAUAAACAACAAUCGGAUGCUGCAGUUGUACGCAACACACGCGCACACAACAACAACAACGUUAGAAAGGCGUCAUCGUGUUGCCGAAUGAAAUAGGGUCGCAUUCAAUCUGCCAGGCUCUGUGUUGACAGUAGCAGCAGCAGACGUCUUCGUCAACAACAACGACGACGACAACAACAACAACGACGACGUCUUCGUCGUCUUAGCAGUCGGCAUCGUGUGUCCCCAAAGGGCCGGUUCGUUCGCUUGUUUAUUGAUAAUAAAAACAAACUAGCGAGUGCGAUUUGCCUCAAGAUGGUCGUGCAAAACAAAGCCAUCGACAUGGACGACUUCGGGCGCUCCUUUAAGCACGGCCUCUCCAUGUCCAACGAUUCGGGGUUCCACUUCAGUUUCGACGUGGCGCGUGGAGCCGGGAGCCAACUCUCCGCCACGGAGCUGGAUGCCGACGACUUCUCGGACUUCUCCACGGAGAGCUGCCGGCGGCCUGAUAUCCCGUGCAGCCAGCCCAUCGACAUCAUCGACCCGACAAAACGAGGGAAGAAGAACAAGAAAAAGAGAACCCGUGCGACCGACAGCUUCUCGGGGAGAUUUGGAGACCUGUACCGGCUCACGGGGGAGCUGCUCGGGGAGGGAGCGUACGCACGCGUGCAGACUUGCUGCAGCCUCAUCAACAACAAAGAGUAUGCGGUCAAGGUCAUUGAGAAGACAGCAGGGCACAGCCGAAAUAGGGUGUUUAAGGAAGUGGAGAUUUUGUACCAGUGCCAAGGCAAUGACAACAUCCUGCAGCUGAUUGAGUUUUUCGAGGAGGACGACCGCUUCUACCUGGUGUUCGAAAAGAUGAGAGGAGGAACGGUUUUGGCCCAAAUCCAGCGCCGAGGCCACUUCAGCGAGCAGGAGGCGAGCGAGGUGGUACGCGACAUCGCCACCGCCCUCCACUUCCUGCACCAGAAGGGAAUUGCGCACCGUGACCUCAAACCGGAGAACAUUCUGUGCGAAAAUCCCCACCAGGUUUCGCCCGUCAAGAUUUGUGACUUUGACCUGGGGAGCAGCAUGAAGCUGAGCAGUGCCUGUUCGCCCGUCACAACCCCCGAGCUGCUCACCCCGUGUGGCUCUGCAGAAUUCAUGGCCCCCGAGGUGGUGGAGGCGUUCAGCGAGGAAGCCUCCAUCUACGACAAGCGCUGCGACCUGUGGAGCCUCGGGGUCAUCCUCUACAUCAUGCUCAGCGGCUCGCCGCCCUUCGUCGGGAAUUGCGGCAGCGAUUGCGGCUGGGAGCACGGCGAGGCGUGCCACGCCUGCCAGACGAUGCUGUUUGAGCGCAUCCAGGCCGGGCACUACUGCUUCCCAGAGAAGGACUGGAAGAACGUCUCGGCUGCCGCCAAGCACCUCAUCUCCCACCUGCUGCUGCCCGACGCCAAGGCCCGGCUCAGCGCCGCGCAGGUGCUGCGGCACCCGUGGGUGGCUGGGGACGCCCCUCGCCAGACGCUGUCCACCCCGCAGCUUCUACUCAGGAACGCCAGCGCCAAGGACCUCACUCGGUUCACCGCCGACGCCGUCGCCGUGACCCGGCGGCUGGACCAGCGCGGCGGCGAGGAGGAGGAGGAAGAUGAGGAGGAGGAGGACGACGGGUGGGGCGGGGUGGUGGGCGCCUGUUUCCCCGGCAGCCCCAGAUCCCGGCCCCCGUUAUCACGGCCGCCGGCCACGCGGCCGUUCUGCCCCUUCAGCCUCUCCCCCCCGUCCAAGUCGCGGCUGGCCAAGCGCCGGGCGUCCAUGCGGGGCGAGCAGCAGCAGCAGCAGCAGGAGCAGGAGCAGCAGCAACGCGGCGGCCCUCCGCUGCGGCACGAUGCGGCGCUCGGUCUGGUCGGGGUAGCCUCUUAGCACGGCGGCUUCUCCUCCCGGGUCUGGCCCGGCACGGCAUCGUGGCCGUCAAUUCCUAGCCCCCCCCCCCCCCCCCCCCCCCCAACCUUCCACUCCCGCAGUUUGCGUUUUGAAUUAAUGAAUUUAUUGUGGCACUGACACCCCCCCUGGUCUAGCACUUCUUUGGGUUUGUGCCUUUUGUUUGAUUGGGGUCUGCACAUGGAAGUUUCCACCUCCCCCGGAGUUUCGUCGUCUCGUUAUCCGGCGCUGCGCUCAGAGCUUUAAUACCACCGCCCCCCCUCCUACCCUCCCCACCAUCGUGAAGGCAGCGCUCUGGCGGAGGAGAGGGAGAUGGCUCGGGUCAGAGCCUCCCAACCCAGUGCCAGCGGUGAUUCUCGUUUAAUGCAGAGCGAGGCCACCGGACGUGGCGGCGUUAGGGAGCUUGGCUUUCAAGUUCCGGGCCUAGGGACCUCGUAAGGAAAAAAUAAAAUUGUGCCAAGAUGCCACUGGGGGCAAACUGACAGAUGGUAGGUGCGGCGAGGCGGCUCUGUGUGGAAAAUAGUCGCUCGUUAUUGUCAAGCGGAAACUUUGUCUUGAUUUGAGAAAAACAUGGCAGAGGCGUUUAGAGUUUGUACAGAUGAAAGAGAGGUUGCGUGCUAAUUAUAUAAAAUUAUAUUUGGGGUAAGCUAACGAUGACGGAGCCGGCCGAGGUUUUGAGCUGCUCACCGUUUGUGUUUUUCCCCCUGGGGCCUCGGAGGCCUGGCUCCAGUGCCGCGCUGUGGUCAACAGCGUAGAGGUGCUCGCUCCGCCGUUAAUACAAAGCCAGCUGUUGACCAUUUGUGGUGGUGUUUUCUUGGCCGCGGUGUGAUCGCCCUCGCCCCCGUGGCCCCUUGUGAGUCCUCCUCCCCCCCAGUACCACGACGCUGGGUUCGUUUUUGUUGUCAAAACCAUUAUUAUUAUUUUCAUAAUUUGUGUUUUUUUUUACAUAUAUAUCAGUCCAAACAAAGUAUGGCUAUAAAUUUAAGUGUUAUAAUUUUCGAUAUUUUAUUUUACGAGCUCUCUCCGGAUGUUCUAAAGUUAGAUUUUUGCUCGCGCGCAGAGACGCGCAACGUAAACCGUGAGCACCGAGAGCAGAGGAGAGUGGUGGCAUUAUUAUUGUCGUCGUCGUCGUUAUCGCGCUUCGCUGGCGGCGCGUGGGCUGGGCCGGAGGACGCUCGCUCAUCCCCGUUGUUCUGGCUCGCGCUCCGGGCGGUGACAUUCCUAUGCAAUGGCGCGUGCGGGACGCGCGGUGCCCUCGCCGCGAGCAGAGAGGGGGGGGGGCACCGGGCGCGGUGGUGCCCCCCCCCCCCUCGGCUCGCGGCGAUGGCGCCGAGGGCCGAUUGGCGCCGUCGCGGGCUCUCCCGAGAGCAAGCCGCGUCUCGGUCGCGGCCGCCACGGAGAUUGUCGCGUGCGGCGACUACGCCGGCCCCACCGGGCUUCCGAGGUGGCCAAAAAAAAAAAUUGACGGCGGUUCAGCAAACCCGCUUGCUGUGCCGCCGCCGCCUUCGCAGCAAUUGGCCGUUCGGUCUGCGGACGUUUUUUUGCACGCUGUCCUGCAGGUGUGCAAGUUGGGUUACCUGCGGUUUAAAUCCCACGUGCGCGCAACGCUCGUUUGAAAAGUAAUCGGCCGCGCGUCGCGAGGCAAGGCCCUCCGGAAAGCGAGUUCGGUGGCGAGGCUUUCCCAGACAAAAGGGGUCUCUACGAAAUGACGCGGACAAUUUGUAUCGCUUCCUGCCAACACGUAAAGCUGUGCUGCCAUUGACGUGGCUGGUGUGACUUGGCUGGACGAUUGCUUUGCCGGCGAGCUUGGUGAUUUGUGUUGCCGCGGGCCUCGGGCUGGUUCUGUGGCUGUCUCGGCAGCGGGUGGCCUCGUGAUGUCGAGACACUGAGACUUGGCGGGGAUGAUGAUUCUGGUGAGCCAGUCUCUACCCGGCUCGCCCGUGUGUUUGUGAAUGUGUGUGUGUGUGUUUGUGAAUGUGUGUGUGUGUGUUUGUGAAUGUGUGUGGGCAGUGAUGAGGCAACGCUGCUCACGCUGAGCUAUGGCGCGGUAAACCUGGGUUCGAUUCCUGGCCACGCACAUCGGCAGUGAAACCAGUGCGUACCCUGCCCUAGUUCAGCGCAGCCUUAAGUAUGUGUUGUGGUGUGUGAACAUUAGCACUGGGAAUACAAAGGUGGCCAGAAGUGGUUCUGGCCACCCCUGUCAAGUGACGUUGCCGGCCUUAGUAGGUACUCGCUAACAUCACUUGCCCCAAGAGUCGAUAAGACUAAAUAGACUACAGCGUGCGCGUGUGUACGUGACGAUAGUUCAGAACUGUUUGGAAUGCUGCUGUGGUCGGUUCCACGGUAACAGAGUCUCAUCGCUGCACAGAACCCGGACCCACACUCGGGCGUGGACAUGCGGCCAGGUGGAAGCUCGGGCGGCAGAGCGAGCGGCGCGCUCUCGAGGAAGCUCGCUGCGAGUUCACAUCCUGCCUGGGGAGAUUGACUCGGCCCAACGCCAUUGUGUGGGGAAGAUCACUGGUGGGUGCCCUUGCCAUAGGAACGUGGAAUUUCCACUCCUGGCUCAGAGCUGUGACGAGAGAAGCACCCGGCCUUCAAUGCUCAAGUUGAGCAGGGAGAUCACUUUGGCUUUUGACAAACAUCGGGAGCCAUCGAUGCGUGCGCGCACGCGCAUUUUAAGAAGCGCUAUGCGCAUCCUCCCAAGCCGCUUUCAGCGCUUAAGCCUGCGUGGUGCUUGCAAGCUCCGCUACCCUGGUGAAUCGGCACGCGUUCAACCUCGCGUGGCUACCACCACCGCUGCUGCGAUUUAAACUGGGUUCUCAAGCGUGUAGAGUUUGAAAGCGUCUGCCUGAUGACGAAUGAUUUGAGCAGAAUUCCCAUUGCUUAAUUUGCGUUGCCAAUUUUUAAUCCUCGCGAAGAUUGCAGCGCUUGAGGAGUAACCGUUGAUUUGGCAUGCGACAGACACUCCCGUGUGCGAGAGGCAAUUUAAGCGACUUCGAAACUAGCUCUUUGACAUCAACUUCUGUGGAGCCGUUGUGAUGCAGGGCGAGGGUUCCUCUGCUGCCUUGGAGACUCCCCCCCGACCCCCCCCGAAAUGGGAGUGGAGAGGGGGGGCGGGUGUCUUGCGCGAUGAUGCCGGCAGUGGUGCCAACCUAAAGAAGCUAAAGUGGUGGGGGUGCCGACUUGUACAACACAGCGUGGAUUUUUUUGCAUGGCGUCUACAUGCAAGUCGCCCCCCCCCCCCAUCUUGUCAAGACGCCGUACAGAAACCAGUGUCGAGCGAGGUGCAAGAGAAGUCGAACUGAUAGCUGGGUGGGGGGGCGUGGGGGGGUAGCAAAGCCCCAACUACUUCCCAAGUUGUUUGAGGGAGAGAAGGGGGAGGGUGGCGUCCGAGGCCUCUGCCCGAGUGCGGCCCUCGCACGCGCUUUCCGUGCCCCGCGCGGCCAGGCCAGGGCCAGGCCAGGCGCGGGGUGUGAAACUAAUGCAAGCCGAAGUCGUCGUCGUCGUCACGGGCUCUUCGUGGUGCCGUACGAUGGCUGUGACGUUUUUGCCCGGCGGGUUUUGAAUGAACUUUUUUUUGGUUUUCUUACAAAUGAUAAAAAAAAUUUUGCCCCCCUCUCCUCACCCCCAACAAAAAAAAGUGAGGGAGGUAAAAAAAAACGCAUUUGAGCAUCCGAGAGUGAAACGCAGAGAGAACGUGGGAAAUUGGGACGGGCGGGGGUGGAGUCCGGUUGGGGUGAGCUAGAGGUCUGUGGGUAGGGCUUGUGGGUCGGGGUUCUGGUUGACUAGCGGUGUGGUUCAGGGGUAGGGUUGGGGUCCUUUCGGCUCAUGGCUCGUAGUUUUAGGCUCCGAUUAGUUGGCUCGUGUGGUUGGUAUUAGGGGUAGGGCUAUCGGGGUCUGGGUUGGCUAGUUUUGUUUAAGAGUAGAGUAUAGGGUUGUAGUUUCAGUGGCUAGCAUAGUUAGUGUAAGGGGUAGCGAGUGGCAAUGGUAGUUAAUUUGGUUAGAGUCUGGGGGGGGGGGGUAGAUGUAGGGUCUGGUUAGCCAGUGUGGCUAGGGUUAGUGCUCCCCCCCCCCCCCCCCCUCAUUGACCCAGGGUGUUCCACCCCGAACAACCGGGCCCCUUCACCGUUCCCAAGUUUGGUCUCUCUCGUGAUGUUGUUGGUGAGCGUCGUGCGGGGCCUGCAUCCGUCGCCUCGACCCUCCCUGCUUUGUUUUUUGGAGGGGAGAGUUUAUUUGGGUGCCGGACCCCCCCCCCCCCCGCUCGGCUUUCUCGGGAAAUAAAAAAAAAUUUGGUCAAAUUCACGUUUAAUUAUCCCCCCCCUCCCUCCCCCGUCUUCGCUCCAACGACACAGUUCGAAGGACGUGGGGCGAGAGAGAGCGAGCGAGCGCGAUGUGGGUGGAGUAUGAAGCACGAUAAGCGAGGCAGAGCAUUCAACACGCAGACGCGUCGCGGGGUGGUGUUUACAGAGGUUGUUGUGGUGGUGGCGGCGGCGGCUCUGCGGGGCUCCGCUUCGCCGUGACUGACAGCCGCGCCAAUCCGCCGUUUGUGUUGUUUACGAGCACUUUACUGACUUUUAUACAAUAAACAUUUUAUACAAAAGCCA
Messenger RNA from Lethenteron reissneri (Far Eastern brook lamprey), 6745 nucleotides. Its product is annotated as MAP kinase-interacting serine/threonine-protein kinase 1-like. NCBI's taxonomy places the organism in Eukaryota, Metazoa, Chordata, Hyperoartia, Petromyzontiformes, Petromyzontidae. The record is from RefSeq and is a predicted model, not a curated record. Gene Ontology annotation, biological process: protein phosphorylation. Gene Ontology annotation, molecular function: protein kinase activity; ATP binding.